AUGAGCAGGAAGACGCGCCGCUGGAUCCUACAUUUUUUCCUGUGCCUCGGAGUAGUGUACCUGAAGAUCGGGGGUCUGUCCUCGGUGGUGGCGCUGGGAGCGAGCAUCAUCUGUAAUAAAAUCCCGGGCCUGGCCCCUCGUCAGCGGACUAUCUGCCAGAGCCGGCCCGACGCCAUCAUCGUGAUCGGAGAGGGGGUUCAGAUGGGCAUCAACGAGUGUCAGUUCCAGUUCCGACACGGCCGGUGGAACUGCUCGGCGCUGGGAGAGAGGACCGUGUUCGGCAAAGAGCUCAGAGUGGGCAGUAAGGAGGCAGCGUUCACGUACGCCAUUAUCGCUGCCGGGGUGGCCCAUGCCGUCACUGCGGCCUGCACCCAGGGCAGUCUGAGUGGCUGCGGCUGUGACAAGGAGAAGCAGGGUUUCUACAACCAGGAGGAGGGCUGGAAGUGGGGCGGCUGCUCAGCGGACGUCCACUACGGCGUGGGUUUCUCCAAGGUGUUUGUGGACGCACGGGAAAUUAAGCAGAACGCCAGGACUCUCAUGAAUUUACAUAACAAUGAAGUGGGACGCAAGGUCCUGGAGAAGGGAAUGCGUCUGGAGUGCAAGUGUCACGGCGUGUCGGGGUCUUGCACCACCAAAACCUGCUGGACCACGCUCCCCAAGUUCCGGCAGCUGGGAUACUUUCUCAAGGACAAGUACAACCAGGCCAUACACGUGGAGCCGGUGCGAGCCAGCCGCAACAAGCGCCCCACCUUCCUGAAGAUCAAGAAACCCCAUUCCUACCGUAAGCCCCUGGACACGGAGCUGGUCUACAUCGAGAGGUCGCCCAACUACUGCGAGGCCGACCUGCUGACCGGCAGCAUGGGGACGCAGGGUCGCCUGUGCAACAAAACGGUCCUGCAGCCCAACAGCUGCGACCUGAUGUGCUGCGGCCGCGGAUACAACACGCACCAGUACUCACGCGUGUGGCAGUGCAACUGCAAGUUCCUGUGGUGCUGCUACGUCAGAUGCAACACCUGCAGUGAGAGGACAGAGGUGUAUACCUGUAAAUAG
Molecule: messenger RNA, 1050 nt
Organism: Limanda limanda (common dab)
Lineage: Eukaryota; Metazoa; Chordata; Actinopteri; Pleuronectiformes; Pleuronectidae
Gene: wnt7aa
Product: wingless-type MMTV integration site family, member 7Aa
Exons: 4
Coding region: 1-1050 (349 amino acids)
Biological process (GO): positive regulation of JNK cascade; neuron differentiation; canonical Wnt signaling pathway
Cellular component (GO): extracellular region
Molecular function (GO): frizzled binding; cytokine activity
Source: RefSeq, a predicted model, not a curated record